CUCUAGAGCAGACCAGGAAUUCUAGCAGGACAUUUACGGAGUGAGGAGUCCUAAAACCUCUGAGCUUAGAAACAGACUGUACUUCCAAGCACAACAAUUCUUUCAGGACAUCGCUGUAUUUUAUUUGCAGAUGAACAUUUUAUAUUGUGAUUGGCUAUUCCUUCCAUGGGGCUGAACAAUUCUAAGCCGAACCACAAGGUGAGGAAGGUGGUUCCUCUUAACAGUAAAGAUGUAUUUGUGUCACCGACAACAUCGUCAGGAUUUAAUGGAUGGAACGGCUAUUCUGACUUUGGGAAAAUGGAUCACAGGAGCCCAAUACAUGAACGGCAGCUUCCACCUCUCAGGGAGACAUUGUAUGGGAGAGGUCCAAUAGUACCCGGGCCAAUUUCUUUUGACGUUCCACUGGAAAAUGGUGACACAACUAGUAUAAUUAAGAAGCAUCCUCCUCGGCGUCUCCAAAAACUUGAAACAGCACCACUGCCUUCUAUAUUAUCUGCAGAGACUAUUAUCAGUAAACAAGAAGCUGCAGCAGCACGGAAAGGAAAGGUGCUGGAAAAGAAAGCAGGAAUGGCCAAACAAUCUUCAGCAAGGAGACAGCACAUUCACAAGAUGCAGAUACAGGAAAUAAACCGCAAGCGUGAAGAGAUGAAUCAUUUGCAGUCUCAGACAGAAGUGAAGAGGAACAUCCACCGAGAGAGUAAGAUCAAUAAACACAAAAUGAGGGAAAUGAAGACUAACAAAGUGCGAGAACAUGCAAUGAGGUGUCAUGAAGAUGAAGAUUUCCUGCCGCUGGAACAUGAUGAAACUUUUAAUAUGGAUCAUGGAAAUAGCUGGCAUUGGAACAUGAGGGACCCUGGCUGUACACCAGAUUGUCAGCUGCAGAAGACCAAGCUGAAUUUGUGGUUUCAGCUCCAGAAACAAGGGAUUGAGUCCAGUUAUGACAGUUCAAGCAGUGACUCUUUGGACAGCUGGAUCAGAGAAGAUGCACGGAGUCAUCGGAGACCUCUCUUAGUGAGGACGCGGACUGAGAAAAUCCCUACUUUUGAUGAGUUCUAUGAUCAUGAAUUUUGAAUCUAAAGUUGGUUUUAUAAACGCUGUUUUUUUCUGACCAAAGGAAUUAAUUUCCU
Messenger RNA from Nanorana parkeri, 1127 nucleotides. It is a transcript of the gene CCDC198, whose product is annotated as chromosome unknown C14orf105 homolog. The transcript has 6 exons. The record is from RefSeq and is a predicted model, not a curated record. The coding region runs from base 166 to 1071 and encodes 301 amino acids. Lineage: Eukaryota; Metazoa; Chordata; Amphibia; Anura; Dicroglossidae.